Messenger RNA from Trematomus bernacchii (emerald rockcod), 3961 nucleotides. RefSeq names its product hemicentin-2-like. The record is from RefSeq and is a predicted model, not a curated record. Gene Ontology annotation, cellular component: membrane. NCBI's taxonomy places the organism in Eukaryota, Metazoa, Chordata, Actinopteri, Perciformes, Nototheniidae. The transcript has 16 exons. Bases 943 to 3384 code for a protein of 813 amino acids. Gene Ontology annotation, biological process: cell-cell adhesion.
GGAGUCACUUUGUCUGUCACAGAUCUCUCGGUGCAGGUGGAAAGCAAAGAUUAUAGCAGGGCAAACCUGAAGUGUCAGAGCAGUUGUGAUUUACCUGAUAAUGAUUACGUCUGGUACAAGAACGGAGGAAACACUCUGUCAGGAACAUCUUCUCUUCAGGUCGACUUUAAUUAUCUAGACAGCUAUUCCUGUGCUUUGAAAGGAUAUGAGGACUCUCUCUCCCCUUCAGUGUGUGUCACUGGUCGAGACAGCAACACGGUGACUUCCAUUCAAGGAAGUAUCUGCGCCCCCAAAGGAUCAUCAGUGGACAUUUCCUGCACGUACAGCAGUAAUGAAUGUAUUACAUCAAAGUUCUGGUUCAGACCUGAGCGUAGUCAUCAGGGACAGAAUCCCUCUCAACCUGAGGACCUUAGUAAAGACCCCCAGUAUGCAAGUCGUGUUCAGAUCCUUGAAACAGAGAGAGGACGCUCCACUCUGAGGAUCUCUGACCUGAGAGACUCAGAUUCAGCUCAGUAUCGCUUCACAUUCAAAACAUCAAGCUUUGAAUGGAGGAGUGAUUUACCUGGAACAACUCUGACUGUCACAGCUCUGCAGGUGCAGGUGAUCACAGCUUGGGUCCAGCAGUCUGAUACCUUAGCAGAGCUGGAGUGUCACAGCAGCUGCAGUCCAGCCGGUGUUUCGUAUGUCUGGUUCAAGAACGACGAGAAAAUCCCCACAACAACGAUAUCUUCCUAUAAAGGCUUGCUUCACCACGCAGACAGGAUCUCUUGUGCUUUUGAAGGACAUGAAGACUUCCCCUCGCCUGCAGUGUUGGUUCAGGGUCAGAAUGACUGGGGAGUGACUUUCUCUUCUACUGAGAUCUGUGCAGUGAAAGGAUCAACAGUGGAGAUAAGAUGCAGCUACACAUACCCAUCUACAUGGAGAGGCGGAGUUAACACAGUUAUGAAAACAUUCUGGUUCACUAAACAGAAAGAUGGUGAACCUGUAGAUGUGACCACAGAGUCAGAGUAUGCAGGUCGUGUAGAGAAUCUCUGUGAAAACAACAUCUGCACUCUGAGAAUCAGAAACCUGAGAGAGAGCGACUCAGCUGACUACAAGUUCAGGAUCGAAACAAACCAAGCAGAUGGAAAAUAUAAUGGUUCACCUGGAGUCACUUUGUCUGUCAAAGAUCUCUCGGUGCAGGUGGAACGCAAAGAUUAUAGCAGGGCAAACCUGAAGUGUCAGAGCAGUUGUGAUUUACCUGAUAAUGAUUACGUCUGGUACAAGAACGGAGGAAACACUCUGUCAGGAACAUCUUCUCUUCAGGUCGACUUUAAUUAUCUAGACAGCUAUUCCUGUGCCUUGAAAGGAUAUGAGGACUCUCUCUCCCCUUCAGUGUGUGUCACUGGUCGAGACAGCAACAUGGUGACUUACACUAAACAAAGUAUCUGCGCCCCCAAAGGAUCAUCAGUGGACAUUUCCUGCAUGUACAGCAGUAAUGACUGUAUUAAAUCUAAAUUAUGGUUCAGUCCUGAGCGUAGUCAUCAGGGACAGAAUCCCUCUCAACCUGAGGACCUCAGUGAAGACUCCCAGUAUGCAGGUCGUGCUCAGAUCCUUGAAACAGAGAGAGGACGCUCCACUCUGAGGAUCUCUGACCUGAGAAACUCAGAUUCAGCUCAGUAUCUCUUCAAAUUCAAAACACCAAGCUUUGAAUGGAGGAGUGAUUUACCUGGAACAACUCUGACUGUCACAGAACGAGAAUUAGAGGUGCAAGUGAUCAAGUCUUCCUCUGGUACAAAGCUGGUUUGUCUCAGCAGCUGUCUUCUUACUGGUCAUCCUACAUUCGUUUGGUACAAGAAUGAAACGAAGAUUCAGGGAGAAACAUCUGCUUCUUACGGAGAAUACGUUGAUUCUGCAAACAAUUAUUCCUGUGGCUAUGACGGUUACCGCUCUCGCCCAGUGUAUGGUCCAAAGCUUCCCUUGGUGUUGAUGAGUCCUUCUGGUGAUAUUAUCGAGGGCAGAUCAGUGACUCUGACCUGUAGCAGUGAUGCUAACCCAGCAGCUAACUACACCUGGUACAAGAGGAACCAAAAACUUCUCAUUGAGACACCACAGCUUGUCUUUAACUCCAUCAAAUCCUCUGAAUCUGGAGAGUGUUACUGUACAGCUGAGAACAAGCUGGGGAGGACAUCUAAAAGCUUCUUUAUUGAUGUGAAAUAUCCUCCAAAGCCCCCCUCUGUGUCAGUGAGUCCCUCUGCUGAGAUAGAGGAGGGCAGUUCAGUGACUCUGACCUGUAGCAGUGAUGCUAACCCAGCAGCUAACUACACCUGGUACAAGAGGAACCAAACCCUGUUUCAGGGACCAGAAGGAAGAUACAAUGUCACCUCCAUCAGCUCUGAGGACAGAGGGAACUACUACUGCAAGUCUGAGAAUCAAUAUGGAGAGAACAAGUCAUCUCCUCUAUCAAUAGAUGUCCAGUAUGCUCCAAAGCUCCCCUCUGUGUCAGUGAGUCCCUCUGCUGAGAUAGAGGAGGGCAGUUCAGUGACUCUGACCUGUAGCAGUGAUGCUAACCCAGCAGCUAACUACACCUGGUACAAGAGGAACCAAACCCUGUUUCAGGGACCAGAAGGAAGAUACAAUGUCACCUCCAUCAGCUCUGAGGACAGAGGGAACUACUACUGCAAGUCUGAGAAUCAAUAUGGAGAGAACAAGUCAUCUCCUCUAUCAAUAGAUGUCCAGUAUGCUCCAAAGCCCCCCUCUGUGUCAGUGAGUCCCUCUGCUGAGAUAAAGGAGGGCAGUUCAGUGACUCUGACCUGUAGCAGUGAUGCUAACCCAGCAGCUAACUACACCUGGUACAAGGAGGAUGAAGACUCUCCAAAAGCUUCAGGACAGAUCUUCAACAUCACGGUCGUCAGAGCUGAACACAGUGGGAGUUAUUACUGUGAAGCCCAGAACAAAAUGGGACGUCAAAGCUCCCCCUUACUUAUACUUUUUUGGGCAGAAUUUGAAUAUUCAGGUGCAUGGAAAUCAGCAGCUACAGGAACAAUCACUGUUGUCCUCCUGGCUAUCAUCCUCAUCGCUAUCUUCAUAUGGUUUAAGAGAAAUAAGUCUGAUGGUGGAGAGAAGCCUGACAACAAUGCACAGCUAAACAUGGGCCCGGUGCAUGACGUCCCUUCAGAUACAGCACAACCAGCAGAAGAGCAGCAUGACCUUCACUACUCCAGCAUCCACUUGCCUCAGAACCAGGAAGACGCUCUGUACUCUAACAUCGGGAGAGUGCAACCCCACAGACAAACAGAGGAAGAUGAGGAUAUGGUUGAAUAUACUGCUGUCAAAACUCCAGGCCUGAGACGUCAAGAAGUUGGGGAGGAUUUAUUUGCACUCUACAGCACUGUCAAUAAAUGAAAAUGGAUCUGUCACCGGUUAUUUAUUGUACUAAGUUAAAACAAGAAUGUCAGGAAAUAUGUCUAAGUGUAGCAUUUAUGCACCCAUAACAAAUAUAAAUGUGGGAUUUGUAAACAUCAGUUUGCUUGGUUAUUGUUUAUGGAAGGAUUUCUUGAACCAAAUUACAGAAAAAUUAAAAGUCACAUGUCCCUGUGGAUAUUUUAUUUUUCCACCUCCAUACACAGCAGGGUUUUUUCUCCAUAUUUUUUUAUUUGGGUAAACUCUUCCUUUUUUGGAAAGCACUUUGAAUUGCCUGGUGUUGAAAGGUGCUAUAUAAAUAAACUUGCCUUGCCUUGUCACUUACUGUAAUACUAUAUCAGCAUUCUACAGUGCAAAAAAAAUAAAUAAAAUACAAAUACGUUCAUAAAUGUGUGUUAUAUUUCUCAGUAGUCAGUUUAUUUUACUGUAUUCAAAGUUGUAUAAUGCAUGCACAUGAAUAUCUUACCUAUUGCCAUGGUGUAAAGUAACUUAGUACAUUUGCAAGUACUGUACAGUACUUAAGUACAAUUUUGAAGGGCUUGUACUUUACUUGAGUAUA